AUGCAUUGGAGGUGGAUUCCCGUUGUGAGCCGAAGUUCCCGGCGGCUUGGACAAUCCUUGGCUUGUUGCUUCUACUGGCCACCUGAUUGUCCGGAUAAGCGCAUCAAAGUGCGUACACUCUUGUCCGUUCAUUUUGCCAAGGUCCGUCGCGCAAAUCCUGCGUACUUGUGGAAUAACUGUUUGACAACCACCAUAGAAAAUAAUAAGCGCCCGCGAUGUUCUCAAGUUCCUGGUUCGUCUGUGAUCAAUAUAAGCAAGAUCAUUCCACUACUUCGUUUGGUGUUACUGUGGGAACAACGUCGCAUAGUGUGGAUGCUAUCGUGCAGACAU
This is a messenger RNA of Opisthorchis viverrini, 330 nucleotides long. RefSeq lists its product as hypothetical. NCBI's taxonomy places the organism in Eukaryota, Metazoa, Platyhelminthes, Trematoda, Opisthorchiida, Opisthorchiidae. The annotation marks the transcript as partial. The transcript has 2 exons. The record is from RefSeq and is a predicted model, not a curated record.